CGCCCCGCGCCGCCCCCGGCCCCGGCCCCGGCCCCGCUCCCGGCGCUGUCUCGGCGCCGCGGCCGGGCCGGGCUCGGUGAGGGGCCGGGACCCACCGCGACCCACCGCGACCCACCGCGGCCCGGGGCGGCCGGGACCGGCGGCGGCGGCGGCGCUCGGAGCGGCGCCCGCCGGAUGGGCGCGGGGCGCUGAGCCCCCCCGGCCCCGCGGGCCAUGGAGCCGCCCCGCUGCGCCCUGGAGCUGCGGCCCCCCGACGAGCCCGUCCCCGCCGCCGCCUGCGCCCUGUGCUGCCUCUUCGGCGUCGUCUACAGCUGCUUCGGGUACCGCUGCUUCAAGGCCAUCAUGUUCCUCUCGGGGCUGCUCUUCGGCUCCGCCGUCAUCUUCCUGCUGUGCCACAAGGAGCGGGUCCUGGGGACGCCGCUGAGCCUGGAGGCCAGCGCCGGCAUCGCCCUGGGCGUGGGCGUGCUCUGCGGGCUGGUCACGGCGCUGGUGCGCAGCGUGGGGCUCUUCACCACCGGGCUGCUGCUGGGGCUGCUGCUGGCCACGGCCGCGCUGGUGGCCGCCGAGCCGCUGCUGCGGCCGCAGAGCCCCUGGGUGCCGGCGGGGGGGCUGCUGGGGCUGGCGCUGCUCUGCGCCCUCCUGGCCCUGCGCUGGCAGAAGGCGCUGACGGUGCUGUCCACCGCCGUCUGCGGGGCGGCCGUCGUCGUGGCCUGCGCCGACUACGUCGUGGAGGCCCUGGCGCUGCUGCUCUACGUGCGGGACCGGCUGCGGCUGGCGUCGCCGGCGCCGCUCUGCUGGUACAGCUGGGCCGUGCUGGGCGCCUGGCCGGCGCUGAGCCUCCUCGGCGUCCUGCUCCAGUGGAAGCUCACGGCCGGCGGCUUCUCCCACGGCGACGUGGUGCUCAGCCGGCGGCAGAAGCGGCUGCAGCUGCUCCGCAUCCGGCAGAAGGAGGCCAAGCGGCGGCAGAGCCUCUCCCCGCCGGCGGGCACCUACCGCCGCAAGGCCGCCCCGGUGCAGCGCUACGCGGGCGACGUGCUGGCCCCGAGCUACCUCCGGAGCCUGCGGGACCGGCAGCCGGAGCGCGGGACCUCGCCGAGCCGCCCGACGCCGCCCGCGGCCCCGCGGCCCCCCUCGCCGCCCCCGCGCCCCCCGCCCGGCCCCGAGCCCCCGCGCUGCCCCCCAGUGCCUUAGGGGGCCCGGCCCCCCCCCCCCGCUCCCGCCGCGCCUGUCCCUUUAAAUAGUCAAAUUAGCCGCUGCAGGCCCCUCCCCCGGGGCGGGGCCAAGGGGGGAGGGGCUGUGGAGCACGUGGCUGCCCCCGGGUGGGGGGUGUCCCUCGGUGGGGAGGGCGGCCCCAUUGACUGCCCCACAGCCUGCCCCACACGCUGCCCCACUGCUUGCCCCAUGCAUUGCCCCACGGCCUGCCCCACCACUGCCCCACUGACUGCCCCAUGCACUGCCCCAUUACCUGCCCCACUGACUGCCCCACGCAUUGCCCCACCACUACCCUACACACUGCCCCACAGCCUGCCCCACCACUGCCCCAUUGCCUGCCCCACCACUUGCUCCAUCACUAGCCCCUCUGCCUGCCCCACUGCUUGCUCUAUGCAGGGCCCCACAGCCUGCCCCAUGUGCUGCCCCAUUUCCUGCCCCACACACUGCCCCAUUGCCUCCCCCACACACUGCCCCACCACUUGCUCCAUCACCAGCGCUUCUGCCUGCCCCACGGCCUGCCCCACAUGCUGCCUGCAGCCUGCCCCACCACUUGCUCCAUCACCAGCCCCUGCCCAUCUGCCUGCCCCACUGCUUGCUCUAUGCACUGCCCCACAGCCUGCCCCACAGCCUGCCCCGCCACUUGCUGCAUCACCAGCCCCUCUGCCUGCCCCGCUGCCCGCUCUACGCACUGCCCCACUGCCUGCCCCACGCGCUGCCCCACGCGCUGCCCCACUGCCGGGGGCAGCGCAGGGGAGCCCCGGGGCCACCCAGCCCCCCGCCCCAGCGACGGCCCAGCCCCAGGCGCCGGCGGAGACCUCGUAAAAAUAAAGCCCCUCUUUUAUUUU
This is a messenger RNA of Dromaius novaehollandiae (emu), 2057 nucleotides long. Its product is annotated as transmembrane protein 198-like. Gene Ontology annotation, cellular component: plasma membrane. Bases 214 to 1191 code for a protein of 325 amino acids. NCBI's taxonomy places the organism in Eukaryota, Metazoa, Chordata, Aves, Casuariiformes, Dromaiidae. The record is from RefSeq and is a predicted model, not a curated record. The transcript is spliced from 5 exons.